Messenger RNA from Arachis stenosperma, 3748 nucleotides. RefSeq names its product pentatricopeptide repeat-containing protein At3g09650, chloroplastic. The record is from RefSeq and is a predicted model, not a curated record. Bases 1081 to 3345 code for a protein of 754 amino acids. Lineage: Eukaryota; Viridiplantae; Streptophyta; Magnoliopsida; Fabales; Fabaceae. The transcript is spliced from 3 exons. Gene Ontology annotation, molecular function: protein binding.
CGCCAUCUUCAUCCACCCAGUGCCGCCGCAACCCACCGAGCCCCACCCAGUUCUUCUUCUUCCCCUCGAGCCCCACACACACCCACCGAAGCCAGCCUCUCCUCCCUUCUUUUUCUUCCUUUUCUUCCCCUUUCCCCUUCGGCUUCACCAUCACAUCGCAGUCCUCAGAGCCGCCGAACCGCCAUCUUCUUCGUGCUCCACCAUCACCGUCGGCCUCUCCUCCACCCACCAUCAUAAACCCACCGAAGCCUUUCCCCUGUUUCUCGCCUCGAAUCAGAACCCACCGGCGUCAGCCCCUUACUCCUACCCUUCUUCUCCCUCGACUGAGCCACCACUGCCGUCGAGCCCUUCCCCUCUGUGACCCAGCAUCGCGGCGACUCUCUCUCACAGACCUCCUUCUCUGUCUCUCUCCAUCUCCCUGUUUCGCGAACUAGAGUCACCACAAGCGCUGCCUCUCCCUCUAACCCAGCAUCGAGGAGCUCACCUCUGUUUCUCCACCGCAUUGCCCUCCGAGACGCACUCCAUCCCUGUUCUCCAGUUUCCGGCCAGCAAUUCACCAACGCCGGCACCACCCUGAAGCUGCAACACCACCCGGUGACGCCGCUGGUCACUGCCACUACAAUUGCAUCUUCCCUCCCUGAUCAUUUCUUACUCUGUUCUUCAUUACAGUUCUUCUGGCCUCGUCACCUCCGUCAUAGCAUCUCCCUCGUCCUUUCCAAUGGAGCCUCGGCCUCAGGAAAGAGAAGGUGAAUGAGAGAGAAUUUGUGAAAUCGUUGCAGCCUUGCAGGACAUGGAACUUUUUUUGAAUAAGCGACAUAAAAACCAAAAACCGAAUCUAACCAAUUAAAGGUUUGGUUGGUCUCCCAAAAAAAGUCGAACCAAACCAAACCGAAUAUUUUAUGUGUAAUUAGUUCGGAUGACUUUUCUUCUAAAAACCGAACCAAACCGCAAACCGAACACUCCUACUCGCACCCACAAACCCACUCAAAUAUCUUUCCCUCGCUUAUCCUCACAUACACAACCUCUGCAAUUUACACAACUCAUUACGACUUUGCUUAAUUAUCAAAUGAGAAGCAAACCAUGAACGGAAUACUACAACCUCUUCCUUCAUCAUCACAAACAACCUCACCUCCUCCUCUUGCUUCUUAUUCCUCUAAACCAUACCCAUUCCCUUACACUUUCCCUUCUCCAUUCAAAUUCCCCACCACGUGCUCCUCCCUCGCGUGCACCCCCUCCCCCACCACCAUCACCACCAAGCUCACACACCUCACAACCACAGCCGAAAGCCAAGACCAGAACCUUCUCUAUCUCUUACGUCAGCGAAAAACAGAAGAAGCAUGGGAACUGUAUUCUAAUCUCCAACACCUUCCAAAUUCAACAUGUUUGAGUCGCUUAGUUUCUCAGCUUUCUUUUCAGAAAACCAUUUCGGGGCUCAAGCGUGCCCAGUCUAUUGUCACGCGCCUCCGACAUGAACGCCAGCUCCACCGCCUCGAUGCCAACUGCCUCGGACUCCUUGCUGUUGCCGCCUCCAACGCCGGUCACACGCUCUACGCCGCCUCCGUUCUCAAGUCCAUGCUCCGUUCCGGCUACCUCCCUAACGUCAAGGCCUGGUCAGCCGUCGUCAGCCGCCUCGCCGCUUCCGAUGACAAUGGCCCCGCCGAGGCUCUCCGUCUUUUCAAGGGCGUCACCCGCCGCCUUCGAAAACUAUCCAGUGGCGGUGUAGUCGCCGCAGCAUCAAUGCCUGACACCGCCGCAUUCAAUGCGGUGCUUAAUGCCUGUGCCAAUUUGGGUGACUCUAACAUGUUCUUGCAGGUGUUCAAUGAAAUGCCUCAAUACGACGUCGUUCCUGAUGCGUUCAGUUACAACAUUUUGAUGAAGCUGUGUUGUAGAACUGGUAGGAAGCACUUGCUUGUUUAUGUUUUGGAGAGGAUUCUUCAAUUAGGGAUUCCAUUUUGUGUCACAACUUUGCAUUGCAUUGUUGCCUCUUAUGUUGAUCUUGGCGAUUUAGAAACUGCUGAGAGAUUGGUUCAAGCAAUGAGGGAAGGAAGAAGGGAUCUUUCUAGGAUAAUAAGGGAAAGAGAAAGAGAAAUUGAGUUGAAUUUAGAAGAAUUAAGUGAGAGUGAUGAUAACGAUGCUGAUGUUGACGUUGAGAAUGCUUUUGCGGAAUUGCUUCCGAAUUUCAUGGAAUCUAACAGUUGCAAUGAUUUGCCGGUUUUGCCAAAAGCUUAUGCUCCAAAUACUAGAAUGUACACCACCCUGAUGAAGGGUUAUAUGAAGGCUGGGAGGGUUACUGAUACUGUGAGGAUGCUAGAGGCAAUGCGCCGGCAGGACGAUGCUGGUAGCCAUCCUGAUCAUGUUUCUUAUACCACCGUGGUUUCGGCACUUGUGAAGGCUGGUUACAUGGACAGGGCACGGCAAGUUCUUGCUGAAAUGAUGAGGAUUGGCGUGGCAGCGAAUCGGAUAACAUAUAAUGUUCUUCUUAAGGGUUAUUGCAAUCAAUUUCAGAUAGAUAAAGCAAGAGAGUUGAUUAAGGAGAUGGUUGAUGAUAGAGGUAUUCAGCCUGAUGUUGUGUCCUAUAAUAUACUCAUUGAUGGGUGCAUAUUGGUUGAUGACAGUGCUGGGGCUCUCGGCUUCUUCAAUGAAAUGAGAACAAGAGGGAUAGCUCCCACCAAGAUUAGUUACACGACUUUGAUGAAAGCUUUCGCAUUCUCUGGUCAGCCGAAGCUGGCUCACAAGGUCUUCGAUGAAAUGUUGAAUGAUCCUCGAGUGAAGGUGGAUGUGAUUGCAUGGAACAUGUUGGUCGAAGGAUAUUGUAGGUUGGGUUUGGUUGAAGAAGCAAAGAAAGUGAUUCAAAAGAUGAAGGACGAGGGGUUCCACCCUGAUGUGGGAACUUACGGAAGCUUUGCAAAUGGAAUCGCAUUGGCAAGAAGGCCAGGAGAGGCACUUUUGCUUUGGAAUGAAGUGAAGGAAAGGUGGGAGAUGGUAAAAAAAGGUUCGAAACAUAAUUCUUGUGUUCCUCCAUUGAAGCCAGAUGAAGGGCUUUUGGAUACCUUGGCUGAUAUAUGUGUGAGGGCUGCAUUCUUUAGAAAGGCUUUGGAGAUUGUGGCUUGCAUGGAAGAAAAUGGUAUAUCUCCAAACAAGACCAAGUUUACUAGAAUCUAUGUGGAGAUGCAUUCAAGAAUGUUCACGAGCAAGCAUGCUUCAAGGGCAAGGCAAGACAGGAGAAUAGAGAGGAAAAGGGCAGCUGAGGCUUUUAAGUUUUGGCUUGGGUUGCCAAAUUCUUAUUAUGGAAGUGAGUGGAGGUUAGAACCUAUUGAGGGCUAUGAUGAUACCACCUCCUCAUAGUUUUGUUUAUGCAUCUCCACCAUCCAACCAACUGACCAAGGCCAUACUGGAGGCUAUGGCUCAGUUUAUGGUGCGAACUAUGGCUACUGAACUGGGCAGUUCUACAAAAUCUGCUCAUUGUUAAUAGUGUAGAAUGCUAGGAACAGAUUGAUGUAAUAAUUUGACAAACAUUAGGACACACUGCUACUUCUUUUUCUUAUUCUUUUGAUUUUCCUGAAUUUGUAAUUAACUAACUGAUUUUUGUAUACUUUCUGUUUGUAUUGGUAGUCAUUUGGAAAGGCUAGACAGACUCUCCAUGGCCGGAUGUAUUAUUUACUUGUCUUGGAAAGUUGGUGCACCUAUGACCAUAUGAUGUUACUUGCUUUGCGUCAAUUAAGUGUAAUUUCUUCCAAGGGGUCCAUAA